This is a messenger RNA of Photinus pyralis (common eastern firefly), 1700 nucleotides long. RefSeq lists its product as uncharacterized. The record is from RefSeq and is a predicted model, not a curated record. The transcript has 5 exons. Lineage: Eukaryota; Metazoa; Arthropoda; Insecta; Coleoptera; Lampyridae. Bases 172 to 882 code for a protein of 236 amino acids.
GCUAAUUAACAGGUACACAUAGGUGGCCGCCAUUUUGACCCACGACUGUCAAGAUUGUGUUUGUGUCUUUCAAGUGUGUCACGGUUUGUGUUUGUGUCUUUGUGAAUUCCCAGCGUAUUAAUAAGCAGUUAAGCCACUGAAUAAAAAAUAUCCUAAUUCAAAGAGUUAGGCAUGUCCUGUAUUGUCCGAAAUUGUAAAAACAAAAAACGUUUUCGUCCUGAAGGUAUUUCUUUCCAUUGGUUACCACAAGAUGGAAUGUUGGAUGUUUGGUUGGAUGCCCUUAAUGUUCCGAGACCAUUUACUUGGACUAGGAAUAAGUUUGUCUGUUCAACGCAUUUUAAGGAAGGUGACAAAAUUAAAAGUGGAUGUAAAACAAUUCUAAGACGUGAUGCUGUACCUUCAUUGACAGAACACGUUGAGCAAUCUGUUGAUGAUGCUCCUCAAUUAUAUACUGGCCAUGCAUGUUCGUCUGCAGUUCAUUUUGCGGAAGUAGCAACAACUUCCAACACACCUCCAAGAAGCGACCCAAGUCAUCCUGAAGUACUUAAGCACCCACCCUUUACACCACCUUUAAUUCCAAGGACCACAUUGACGCUAAGCAUUUCAUCUCCCAGCAGCAAUAAAAGUAGUUCUCUAUCAGAACAAUCGGGACAUUCACCUAAGCGACCUGUAAAAAUGCAUUAUUCAUCCACUACUACGAAACCAAGAGAGUCGUCUAGCAGUACGGAUAGCAGUACCAGAAGGAAACGGAUAUGUUCAAUGGUUAAGGAGUUUCAUUCGUAUAGUACUUCACCAAGAACGGUCAAGGUAAAGUUGCAACGUGCACAAAAUAAACAGGUGAAGACACGCAGAAAAUUAUACCAAGCUAAAAAAACCACUUGAGAAAAAAUCAAAAUCUGUCUGAACAUGCCUUAUUUCAUUUGGAAAAGAGCUAUGAAGAAAUUCCUGACGUUUUAAUGGCUCGGUAUCUCAAAAAUCGCGAAGCACGUUGCACUACCAGAGAAAAAUAUCCUGAAAAAUUAAGAAGUUUUGCAUGUACGUUACAGUUCUACUCAUCAAAGGCUUAUGAGUACGUGAGACAAACGUUUGCACUUGGUAUGCCAAGCCAAUCUACGAUAAGGAAGUGGUAUGCCAAUGUUAAUUGUUUUCCUGGAUAUUGUACCCCGGCUUUUGAUGCACUGAAAUGUAAAGUGGAUGAGGCUACGAUUAACAAUAAAAAAUUGAUAUGUGGCUUGAUGCUGGAUGAGAUGUCACUGCGAAAACAAGUCGAAUUUGAUGGUAAACGGACUUGGGGCUACGUAGAUCUUGGCACAGGCAUUCAAAACGAUAGUUUGGAACCUGCUAGCGAAGUGUUAGUGUUGAUGGUAGUUGCGUUGAAUGCCCACUGGAAAAUACCUAUCGCUUAUUUUCUAAUAAAGUCAUUAACUGGUAAGGAAAAGGCAAAUAUUGUAUUUGAGGCAUUAACGCGAUUGGAAAAUAGUAAGGUGAAAAUAAUUUCAUUGACAUGUGACGGCCCUUCAGCUCAUCUCACCAUGCUAACAGAACUUGGCUGUAAAUUAGAUGAUCUGAAAAAUCUACAGCCCUGGUUUUCACAUCCCACUACUAAUGAACAAAUAUUUUGCUUUUUGGAUGCGUGUCAUAUGUUGAAGCUUGCUCGGAAUAUGUUAGGAAGUCUUUGUGAAAUUAAAAAUGCAGAGGGU